CGCGCGCUCUGACCGCCCCCCCCCCCCCCGCCGAAUCGCCUCCCACCGCCGCGCCGUUCACGUCUCGAGCCCGAUGCUGUCCGCGGCGGCGCGUCCCCGCCGUCUUUCUUGUGAGCCGCCGCGCGGAGGGAGAAGCACUUUAGUGAGCCCAACAGACCUGCCGGGAAUGAGCCCCGCGUAACUCCUCGGGUAUUGUUGUCUCUCACCCCCUCCUCUUUUCCCCCUGGCUCUCUCCCUCUCUCUCUCUCUGAACCCCCUCCUGUCCCGCGCUCUCUCCCAAGUUGAGUCACUGCACAGAAGUAUGGUAGAUAAAGGCCCCCUGUUGACUUCUGCCAUUAUUUUUUACCUGUCCAUUGGGGCAGCGAUUUUUCAAGUCCUGGAGGAGCCCAAUUGGAAGCAGGCUGCGAAGACGUAUAGUGACCAGAGGGACAAAAUACUUGAGGACUAUCCUUGUCUGACGAAAGAUGACUUGGACAAAAUACUAGAGGUGGUGUCCGAUGCUGCGGGCCAGGGGGUCACUAUUACUGGCAGUAAGACCUUCAACAACUGGAACUGGCCAAAUGCUGUCAUCUUUGCUGCCACGGUUAUCACCACCAUCGGGUAUGGCAACAUGGCCCCCAAAACGUCAGCAGGCCGUGUAUUUUGCAUCUUCUACGGGCUCUUUGGUGUGCCUUUGUGUCUUACCUGGAUCAGUGAGCUGGGCAAGUUCUUCGGUGGCAGAGCCAAGCACCUGGGCCAAUAUCUCACCAAGAAAGGAUUUUCACUGAGAAAGGCUCAAUUUACCUGCACAGCUAUUUUUCUCCUCUGGGGCGUCCUGGUCCAUUUAGUACUUCCACCGUUUGUAUUCAUGUCCCAGGAGGGCUGGACGUACAUCGAAGGCUUGUACUUCUCAUUUGUCACCUUGACCACAAUUGGCUUUGGGGACUUGGUAGCUGGUGUGGAACCGAAUAAAGAAUACCCAACUCUGUACCGUUACUUUGUGGAAGUGUGGAUUUAUCUGGGGUUGGCCUGGCUCUCUUUGUUCUUCAACUGGAAAGUGCGGAUGGUUAUUGAAGCUCACAAGGCACUGAAGAAACGCCGCAAGCUGCGCAAGCUGUCUCUCGACGAGCUCCGGCACUACAAAGAGUCGCACAAGGCUGCCCUUCGCUUGCCACCCUCUCCUAAUGACGUCAACAUCUUCAGCUUUCUGUCAAAGAAGCAGCAAGGCUACAACGAUUUGAUUAAGCAGAUUGGCACGAAAAAAGAUGACAGAAUCAUUGGCAACACUGGUAACUCCACUGAUAAAGCCAAAGAUGCUAAUCGCUCCCGGAGUUGCAAUGACGCUCCCUUGUUAAACACCAUCCUCAGUUUUGACCGCUCGCCACGCCAAAAGAGACGCUACAGUUUCAGUGACCGCGUCACUGUUGCUUUUUCAAAGUCCAAGAACUACCUGCUGGGCUCAGACAAUGGUCUUCUGCUAACAGAAGAUCAAGUAGAGGGUGACCUAGAACUAGACCAGGACCAAAUGUUUGAGAACCAACUUGACAAGGACGUGGACCUUGAGAAACGAGGAGUGGGUGACUGUGGACCAGGUGGUCGGAGGACUUGGGACUCUAAGGAGUACCAUCCACUGACAUUCCAAAAUGCAAACAUAACUUUUAUUGAUGAGGAAAACUUCCUCAGCAAUAACUUGGAGGAGGAGGAUGAUGACGAUUCCAAAGCAAAAAUAUCUAUUACCACAUGUGAUGAAAACAUUGAAACGAAUUCCAAGGAGGAGCAGAGUUCUGAAUCUGAAGGGUCCGUGUUCACUAGUGACGGUUCAGAACACAGCCACUCGUAUGAGACACUAGUAGAGGAAUAUGCAAAGGAAGAAAAUACAGAAUCGUGAGGAAUUACAAGUCUUAAACUCAUAAGUCAAUGCAACUCACCGGUCAUCUGUUUUUGACUUGGUUGGCAUUGAAGUAUAUAUAUUCUGACACUUCCAAGAUCAAAUUUCAAAUCAAUGUUUCCAUGAAGAUACACAUCAUUUUGCCCAUUUGAUUUUAAAAGUCUAGCUUCCUGUAAACUCUAGAACAAAUGAUGUUUAACAUCAUAUCAGAUAUGGACUACAGAGCAUGACAUGUAACCCCACGUCUGCUCUAUUUCAGUUUUUUUUAUACGGUUUGAGAAAUGAUAUGCCACACAUUUUAUUGUAAUAUCCAAAACAAUAACUAUUUACAAUGAGUGCUUUUUUCAACUCAUGGGUUGAUAGGGAAUUAUGUGGGAAUGUAUUUGAUUUUCCCAGAGUUUCUUCUAUUCAUAUUCACCAUAUUGGUGUUUUAAUAAUAUUUAUUAAAAUGAAGGACAUUGAAGCUUUUUAUUUUAAAAAACUACAUGGGUUUAUGUCUCCCAUUGCACAAUUCCACCAAAUGAGGACAGUAAAAAGUCCACUCCAUUGCAGAUUGUCUGUUUAAAACCUGAGCCAAACAUUUUUCCUUGAAGAAAAUGUUAUUUAAGAAAGGGUUUUGGGCCAAUCCCUACUUUUUAACUUUGGUAUUUCAUUUUUUUAUUUUGUGAAGUCCUUGAUCAUUUGUUUUGUGCGAUUUCUGUUCUUUGUUUUUUGUUUGUACUGUAUGCAACAGAAUUUUGACUGCAUUAGAUAUCAUCAGAGAUGGGUAGGCAACAUCUGAGUCCUGGAACCAACUUGGAGCAAACUGCUCGAGACGCACUAAAGUCCGGACAUUUUCCUGAGUUCCUCUGGAGGGGUUGGAUUUGAGAACACAAAUGUCCACAAAUAUUGUUUCGGCCAUUGUCCUGAACUUUUGCUGCCAGCCCCCUGGUAAAAUUUCAGGAGAUUGUCCGAGCGAGCCAAUGCGAGAAUUCAGCGGUCAUCUUGAUGACUGUAAACCAAAACACUGCUUCCUGCAGUGAAAUUAAUUUCAUAUCCCGCCUCCUGCUUUUUUGCCCAAUGUUCCUGCUGUGUUCGCCAUAUGUAAAUGGAAAUUGUCCGGACAUUAACGGUCAUAUGUGAAAGCGGCCCUAACAAAUCAUUCAUGUCAUAUGCAGAGAAAUAUUUAUGGUAUAAUCUGCAUUAACUGCCAGUUAUUGUUUUUUUUCCCCUACUGUACGCCUCUGUUCCAAGCUGUUAGGACUCCUGUAACGUCAGCUUUGCAUUGUGACGCCUGUCAGAAUAUUGGUUUUGUCAACACAUAUCAUCCGCGUGUCAUAUGUCCAAUCUGCAGCUUCUGGUUCCUUCUACCAUGGCAGUGCAUGAUGUGAAUGAAACAGUAUUCUCACUCUGUCUCCCUUGCACCCUUUCAUUUCAUUGUUUGCCAUGUAAAUGUUGGCUGAAAGCCCAUCAGUAGCCACAAACACAGCUCAGGACAUGGCCUUGCUACUUGUUUGCCUUCGGGGGCUCACACUGGCAUGAAUGACUGAAGUACCGCUCAUGACUGGCAGCCAAGGUUAACCUGUAACAGAUCAAUGGUCUCUUGACGUAUGUUUUUGUCUUGAGGGGACAUCGGCAGUCAAUUAUUGUAUAGUAUAUACCUUUACCCUGUACUCUCUCUCAAAAUAUUAUGUUCGUUGCUUUUCAGUCUAACCCACUGCCUUUUGCACAAAUUUAAAAAUUUUAACACAAAAAACCUUUUAACAGUAUUAGUUGGAAUGGCACACCUUGAAUUUAAAACCAGUCUCCUCAUUCAUACCAGAUUCAGUAGUGUUGGAAAUUCUACUCCAACAUUUCUCAAUUUUUUUCGUGAAUACUUGGGCUACACCAUGCCAACUCCUAAUUCAGCCUUACAGAUGACUGCUGUUAAAUGAAAAUGUCUUAAAUCCACUGCAAAGCAGAGGACAUGCAGUAAAAUAAAAUAUCUGUUGAAUGUACUUUGCAGUGACUUUCUGGGAAGGUAUAAUCUUUCUCACUCUGUUUUUUUUUCUCUUUGUUUUCCUCUUGUGUAUUUCAUCAUUGGUUACUGGUCACUGCUGUAUUUCCAUUUCCCCCUUCACAUUUCCACUGGUUUUUCUGGACGCCUUAAGUGCUGCAUUGUGAUGCAGGCAUGGUACUUGUCUGGACUGAAGCAUGUCUCUUGAUCUUAAACUAAAAACAGGUUUGGCUGGUUUAACUAAUUGUCCAACUUUAGUUUUCUUGUGAAAGUUGCUCCAUUGUGUUAAAAACUCCAAUAUAGUUUUGUUGUAAGGUGUUUUUUAUGAUUAAAUUAUUCAUGUUUGUAUAUUAAUUCCAAACAAAACUGUAUAUUUCAUGUAAAAUAAACAUUUAAUAAAAUUUA
Molecule: messenger RNA, 4247 nt
Organism: Scophthalmus maximus (turbot)
Lineage: Eukaryota; Metazoa; Chordata; Actinopteri; Pleuronectiformes; Scophthalmidae
Gene: kcnk5a
Product: potassium channel, subfamily K, member 5a
Exons: 5
Coding region: 302-1867 (521 amino acids)
Biological process (GO): stabilization of membrane potential; potassium ion transmembrane transport
Cellular component (GO): membrane
Molecular function (GO): potassium ion leak channel activity
Source: RefSeq, a predicted model, not a curated record